GCACAAAACCCCCACCCGCGCCCGCGCCCAAACGCCAAUGUAUGAGAAGUUUCUGCUGCUAAACAGUACGUAACGCAACGAGAAAACAAAACAAUAGUAGCGCUGCCUCUCCAUCACCCAUCACUAUCGGCCAGCAGAGGAACAAAGAAAGGGGGCAUACCGUCGUGCAUUCGCCUGCACUGUCAUCAGGACGAUUUUGACAAGACGAAGGUUCUUAUCAAUUGAGGUUCCUUGAAUUGUGCAAUAUGUCUGCUGAAAAGAGUAGCAGAGGCUGUGAGGAUCCUCCACCGUACUCUCCAAAGCCACCUCUGCCCCAAGCUGGUGACCUCCCUCCAGGAUACCAACCAUAUCCAGGACCCACUCCACCUCCACAGUGGCAGAACUAUGGAGCUACUGCAGUCAAUGUGCAGCCAGCAGUUAUCAUUCAGACUGUUGGAGCGUGCCCAGCUUGCAGGGUUGGAAUAUUAGAAGAUGACUACACAUGCUUGGGGAUCUUUUGUGCCAUAUUUUUCUUUCCUCUUGGAAUCAUUGCCUGCCUUCUACUCAAGAAUCGUCGCUGUUCCAACUGUGGUGCUUACUUCGGCUAGAUCUCCUAUGUUUGGUGAUUCCCCGUACUUCUGGUUAUGAUAGUAUUUUUAUCCCAUGUGAUCAUUCUUGCAUUUAAGGCAUGUUAAAAAAGCAAAUCACUUUUCUUACCCAUUAUAAUUGCUUUGAUCUGUUUUGUGAUAUUAAGUGCCAGUAAUUUUCCCCCCCAAAUCAAAGGUUUGAAUAUUGUACUUUUAUUAUUGAUUGUUAUGUAAACGUUACAAACAUUUGAAAGUUAUAAUAUGUAUUCUUGUUUCAUAGUUUAUGAGGUGUGUAUGUUCUGUGAUUGCCCCUUUUAGGUAACUCCACACCAAUGGUUAUAUCUCCAUUUGUGGAAAAGAUUAUCUUUAUCCCUGUGAACUGUCCUUAGUAAUAUUAGUCUUAGAUGGAAAGUGCCUUUUAAUUGCUGUCAAUAAUUAUUGUUAUUCUCACUGUGGUUUGUAUGUCUCUGACCACGUUUUGCUCUCUGACACCAACCUCUUUUAAAAUGGAAGGAAAAAAGGGACCUUUAAUGUUUUGUUAUGUUAUGCACCAUAUUUCUCAUUGUCAAUAAAGUUAAUUGACUAGUA
This is a messenger RNA of Frankliniella occidentalis (western flower thrips), 1154 nucleotides long. Its product is annotated as brain protein I3. Lineage: Eukaryota; Metazoa; Arthropoda; Insecta; Thysanoptera; Thripidae. The record is from RefSeq and is a predicted model, not a curated record. Bases 246 to 587 code for a protein of 113 amino acids. The transcript is spliced from 4 exons.